Messenger RNA from Penicillium verhagenii, 1560 nucleotides. RefSeq names its product putative serine peptidase. NCBI's taxonomy places the organism in Eukaryota, Fungi, Ascomycota, Eurotiomycetes, Eurotiales, Aspergillaceae. Bases 1 to 1560 code for a protein of 519 amino acids. The record is from RefSeq and is a predicted model, not a curated record. Gene Ontology annotation, biological process: proteolysis. The transcript has 10 exons. Gene Ontology annotation, molecular function: dipeptidyl-peptidase activity; serine-type exopeptidase activity.
AUGUAUAUACUGUCUAGCAUUGCCGUGUCUUUGCUCGCCGCCCCAUUGGCACAGGCGGUGGGCCCACGACGACCUGCUCCACCUCCAGCAACAACAGAGUCAACUACGACGAUCCAGGAGUCAACAUUUGAGCAGCUACUUGAUCAUGCGAACCCAAGCCUUGGAACUUUCUCACAGCGCUACUGGUGGAACUCGGAAUAUUGGGCUGGACCGGGAUCUCCUGUAGUACUCUUUACGCCCGGUGAGGCUGAGGCCGCUGACUACACUGGCUACUUGACGAACGUGACAAUCACUGGUCUUUAUGCGCAGGAGAUCAAGGGCGCUGCGAUUUUGCUUGAGCACCGUUACUGGGGAGAAUCUUCGCCAUAUGACGAAUUGACCACCGAGAACUUGCAGUAUCUUACUUUGGCGAACAACAUCGCGGAUUUGACGUACUUUGCAAAGAACGUGGACCUGGCAUUUGACACCAACAAAAGCAGCAAUGCUCAGAAUGCUCCCUGGGUUCUUAGCGGAGGAUCCUACAGUGGUGCUUUGACCGCUUGGACAGAGUCCGUCGCUCCUGGCACAUUCUGGGCAUACCACGCCUCCAGUGCCCCCGUCGAGGCAAUUGAUGACUACUGGCAAUACUUCAAGCCUGUCCAGGAAGGAAUGGCACAGAACUGCAGUGCAGACGUCUCGCGUGUGGUCGAUUACGUUGAUCAAGUCAGCGCUCAUGGCACCAAAGCGCAACAGAAAGAGCUCCAGGCACUGUUUGGACUUGGUGGUCUUGAGCACUAUGAUGACUUUGCUUCUGCAUUGCAGAAUGGUCCUUGGCUCUGGCAGUCCAACAGCUUCUACACCGGAUACUCAGAAUUCUUUGAGUUCUGUGACUACGUCGAGGGUGUUGAAGCAGGAGCAAGUGUUGUGCCCGGCGCAGAUGGAGUUGGCCUCAAGAAGGCGCUUAGCGGCUACGCCAAGUGGUUCAAGACCGUCUAUUUCCCCGACUCCUGCUCUAGCUAUGGCUACUGGACCGACAGCAACAGCAUUGCCUGUUACGAUACCUACAACGCAUCCAGCCCAUUCUACACAGAUAUUACCGUAGGCAACGAAAUCGACAGACAAUGGCAGUGGUUGCUUUGCAACGAGCCGUUGUUCUACUGGCAAGAUGGUGCACCAUCUGAUGUUGAGACCAUUGUCUCCCGUACCGUGACCGCGGCCUACUGGCAGAGACAAUGCCCUCUCUUCUUCCCCACCGUCAAUGGCUACUCUUACGGUAGCGCCGAGGGCAAGACUGCCGCUGAUGUUAACGCAUACACCAAGGGCUGGGACCUGACAUCCACUACCAGAUUGACCUGGACAAACGGGCAAUACGAUCCCUGGAGAGAAUCUGGUGUCUCAUCCGAGUACCGCUCAGGAGGUCCUCUCAAGUCGCGCACUUCUGCUCCUGUCAACAUCAUCCCCGGUGGUUUCCACUGCUCAGAUCUUAUUCUGGAGAAUGGCAAAGUGAAUGCUGGCGUUCAGAAGGUAAUUGACACCGAAGUUGCCCAGAUCAAGGCUUGGGUGGCGGAAUACUAUAAAUAG